AUGUCAAAUACGGCUAAAACUGAUGGUGUUAAAAAACUAACCAAGGCACCAGGCGCUGCUAAAAAAGCAGCCCAAGCAGCUGGCUUAAAAAAAGAUCCCAAGCCUAAAAAAGUUGCUAAAAAGGCAACAAAAACCGAAGAUGGCAAAGAAAAGCCUAAGGAAGUCAAGAAGAAAAACAAUAGAAAGCGUUUUUUCCAAAAAGGAUUGCCGGCCGUUCCAGAAUCGGUUCUAAAACGGCGAAAGCGAAGGGAAUAUGCCAAGAAAGCUGCCGUUUUUAAAGCCUUAAAGGUAAAAGCUGCCGCUAGAAAACGAAGAAAGAUUAUUUUUAAACGUGCUGAAUCAUAUAUUAAAGAAUAUAGACAGAAAGAAAGAGACGAAAUUAGGCUUAGAAGACAAGCCAAAAAUAAAGGAAAUUACUAUAUUCCAGCUGAGGCGAACUUAGCCUUUGUUAUUCGUAUUAGAGGUAUCAAUCAAGUUGCUCCCAAGGUUAGAAAAGUGUUGCAAUUGUUCAGGCUAAAACAAAUAAAUAAUGGAGUUUUCAUGAAAUUGAAUAAGGCUACAAUUAAUAUGUUAAGAAUUUGUGAACCUUAUGUCACCUGGGGUUAUCCCAAUUUGAAGAGCGUCAGAGAGUUGAUUUAUAAAAGAGGAUUUGCAAAAGUCAAGAGGCAAAGAAUUCCAAUUACUUCAAAUGCUAUUAUCGAAACAUCUCUUGGAAAGUCUUGUAAUAUAAUUUGCGUCGAAGACCUUAUUCAUGAAAUCUUCACUGUUGGAAAGAAUUUCAGGCAUGCUACAAACUUUUUAUGGCCUUUCAAGAUCACAAUAAAAGGGUAUUCUUCCGAGUACUUGUUGUUUUAA
Messenger RNA from Pediculus humanus corporis (human body louse), 855 nucleotides. Its product is annotated as 60S ribosomal protein L7, putative. Gene Ontology annotation, biological process: maturation of LSU-rRNA from tricistronic rRNA transcript (SSU-rRNA, 5.8S rRNA, LSU-rRNA). Lineage: Eukaryota; Metazoa; Arthropoda; Insecta; Psocodea; Pediculidae. Gene Ontology annotation, molecular function: structural constituent of ribosome; RNA binding. Bases 1 to 855 code for a protein of 284 amino acids. Gene Ontology annotation, cellular component: cytosolic large ribosomal subunit. The transcript is spliced from 4 exons. The record is from RefSeq and is a predicted model, not a curated record.